AGGAGGGCGACAGAGAACGAGCUGGAUGCUGACAGAUUCCUGAUAGAUGGUUAAAAUGGCGAGAGCGUGUUCGACCCCAGUGAGCCACCAAAGUGUAACACUGUAGGUCGGAACAUGUAGUAGCAGAAGCUGGAUUAUCUCUCUGUGGGUCCUUCUUUUUUUUUUCUUUAACCCCGUGGUCCGUUCACCUCACUUUGUUUUUCUGCACGUGCUGGAAUAUUUGGAGUGUUUUAAAUGGCAUCCACAAGGCGCCGCCGCCUUGUUCUGUGCUUUUUGGGAAUAUUGCUCAGUUCUUUCAUGGGCGUGACGUGCGAGGCGGAGCUCUCCUUCACCCUGGAGCCCAGCGACGUCAUCGCGGUGCAGGAGCAGCCCCUCAUGCUCCACUGCCAGGUGAACGGCCUCCCCCCGAUCACGACGCAGUGGCGGCACAACGGCCUCCUCUUGGCUCAGGACCGGCGUCACGCCACCUUCGUCAACGGCUCGCUGCUGGUCCGUCACUUCCAGAAGACCAGAGCCGACGGCUCGUCCGACGAGGGCGACUAUGAGUGCAUCGCCCAGAAUUCCUUUGGACUGGUGGUGAGCCGGAAAGCCCGGAUUCAGGCUGCAACCAUGGCAGACUUCCAUGUUCAGCCAGAGUCCGUUCAUGCGGAGGAGACUGGCGUAGCGAGAUUCCAGUGCCAGAUCCAUGGGCUGCCAGAGCCUGUGAUCAGCUGGGAAAAAGACAACCAUCCAGUGGACACUAAGGAUGAAAGGUAUACGCUGCUGCCUACAGGUGUUCUCCAGAUUACUGGAGUGCGCGACGAGGACAGCGGAAAGUUCUGCUGCGUGGCUCAUAACAGUGCAGGAGUGAAACACAGCAAGGAGGCGCUCCUUACUGUUUCAGGCUCCCAGGCAUCUGUCUACAAAGAGCCAAUGAUCCUGGUCGGUCCAGAAAAUCUCACCCUCACCGUUCACCAAACUGCCAUCUUGGAGUGUAUUGCAACUGGAUACCCUCGGCCCAUUGUGUCUUGGAGCAGAUUAGACGGCCGUCCCAUCGGCGUGGAGGGAAUCCAGGUCCUCGGCACGGGGAAUCUUAUGAUCUCGGAUGUCGGUGUGCAGCACUCGGGGGUUUACGUGUGCGCCGCUAACAAACCGGGGACCCGUGUUCGUAGGACUGCUCAGGGGCGUCUCGUGGUCCAAGCCCCAGCCGAGUUUGUCCAGCUUCCCCAGUCCGUCGCUCGUCCUGUCGGCACCACCGCCAUCUUCACCUGCCAGGCCCAGGGUGAGCCCGAGCCCCAGCUCACCUGGCUGAAGAACGGACAGAUCCUGGAACCCGGGGCUCAUGUCAGACUCAGGAACAACAACAGCACGCUGACGAUCUACGGCAUUAGCCAGGACGACGAGGCCAUCUACCAGUGCAUCGCUGAGAACAGCGCCGGCUCCACACAGGCCAGCGCCCGCCUCACGGUGCUGUGGGCCGAUGGGCUCCCCGGUGUGCCGCAUGACGUGCAGGCCGAGGCCCUCUCACCCACCACCAUCCAGGUGUCCUGGAGGGAGCCCGAUCAGAACACUCAGGAUAUCAUUGGAUACGUGGUCCACAUACGCAGGACCCCAGACCCAGUGGAGAUGGAGUACGAGGAGGCGGUCAAUAAGAUGACGCUGCAGCAGACCAUCAGGGACCUGGAGCCCUCCACCAGUUACGUCUUCUACGUCAAGGCUUACACGUCCCACGGGGCCAGCAAGCCAUCCGACAGUGUCACCCAGAGCACGCACGGAGAGGUGCCCGCGCCUCCUUCGCUCCACACCAAGGUGGUGAACAGCAGCUUUGUCCAAGCGACGUGGGAGCCGUCGUCAAAGAUGGGCCAACACCAAGGCUUCAGGCUGUUCUACAGGAGAGCCCACGCGACGCUGUUCACCGGUCCCAUCGUCUUCCCUCGCAACAUCAGCCAGUACAACAUCACUCAGCUCGAUCCUACGCUGGUCUACGAGAUUAAGCUGCUCGCCUUCAACCAACACGGCGACGGCAAUGCCACGGUGCGGUUUGUUUCUCUUCGGGAGGCGGUGGAGAAAUCAGUGUUGGACGUCCCGUGUGACUGUGUCAAAGACGAGCAGAGUAAGGCGUCCACCACAGGCAUCAUCAUCGGGAUCCACAUCGGACUCACCUGCAUCAUCUUCUGCGUGCUCUUCCUCGUCUUCAGCUACCGCGGCAGGUUAAUGAUGUGUAAGACAGUUCAGGCGAGCCCUCAGGCGGGACACAGUGCAGUGCUGGAGUCCUCAUCCUCCUCCUCCCAGGGGGCCGCCGGGCUCAACGGUGCUGUCAGGAGAGAGAUGGAGGUCAACGGCAGUGCCGCAGGGAAAAAAGUGGUCGACAGCAACGAGCUCGAGAGACUUUUCACUCAACCUCUACAAGAUUCAUGCAUGCCCAACUCCUUCGUGCUCAACGAGACCCAGCUGUCGACGAUACCGCUGGACGAGUUCGCGGUGGAGCGGGACAUGGAGACGCAAUUCCAGGAGCCUCCAGCAGCAGGAGCAAGUCAACAGGACCAAGGCUAAUCUUGUAUGAAGGCUAACUCACGCGACACUGUCCACAGUGUAGACUCUUCACUCACUCAGGUUGAAAAGUGUUUCCUUUCAAAGUAGUUUUCCCUUUGGUGCAAAGAUUUUUUUUUUAUUAUUAUCAUUGGUAAGUUAAGAAGAAUUUAGAAAUGUACGUAUAUCAGAUUUUUUUUUUUUUUCCUUGGCCUGGUUUUUAAGCUGGACAGGCCAAUUAAAUGUUUUGGUUUUAUUAUUUUAUUUUUUACAGUUUGUAGGGCUGUCACUUUUUUAGUCCACAUCGAACACACGUUCUUUUCAAACAUUACCUUAAAAUAACAAAGCUAACCAACUGUUAGCUUUGUUGGUGACUUCAAAUACCCGUUGAUUGAACAUUGAGGUUUAUUUGAGGCUCAAUGCGAGAUACAUAUACGGAAAUGGAAGCCGCAUUCUUGCCAUACUCUGUGUUCUUUCCGUCCGUAUUCGUGUCCUUUAAUGGAUGAGACCCAAACGGAGGCAGUACCAUUGCAAAACAUGGGGGGGGGCAGUGUAGUCAAUAAUGCGGCAGUCGAGUUACCUCUUAGACCUUCACUGCCGUCGCCAAGUUUGUCAAGUACUCAAUACUCUGCACUGCCCUCACGGUUUCCAACAUAAAGUCGCAUGUAUACUUUAAAAGCAUAAAUGAGCCUUUUGUGUGUAUUCUUAAUUUAGUUUAAUGUUAGAACACAAAAAAAAAAACCUUUCAUAAACAAACAAAAAAAACAAAAAAGUGACAGUUCUACUAAAUUGUUCAUUAUCUGGUGUUGGGCAGCACAGAAUAGAGAGCCCAGAAUGUCAUUGUUAUACGAUGAUUUUAUUUUUAAGUUUAUUGACAUAUAUAUACAGUAAAUAUAUAUAGAAAUGCAUAUAUAUCAUCUAUAUGUCAAAAGUGGUUAUAAGUUAUUGGUCUUAUUUCGACUUUUCUGUGGAUGUCAAAGACUCCUGCUGCCUGUUGUCACCUACCAAUGAUUCCAUCCGCUCAUUCAGAGAAGACCUCAGCCUUCUCCCAGGGAUUUGAUAUAUUCUGUCUCAGGACUUUGUUUCAGUGAUAUCAACGUUUUCUUUCUUUUGUUUUUUUUUUUUAAAUAUAUAUGAGUUGUCGGCCUUCAUACAGACAAAAGACUUGGCUGCGCGAACGUUACGUUUCAACAAAAACCUACCUCAGUCAGAAUGAAUGUGUUGCGGGAAGCUUUAAGGACUUUUAACUUCCCCUGUUCUCACAAUUACUUAACACGCGGACGAACUGGUUGUUUUGGGGUUU
Molecule: messenger RNA, 3811 nt
Organism: Solea senegalensis (Senegalese sole)
Lineage: Eukaryota; Metazoa; Chordata; Actinopteri; Pleuronectiformes; Soleidae
Gene: igdcc3
Product: immunoglobulin superfamily, DCC subclass, member 3
Exons: 14
Coding region: 235-2532 (765 amino acids)
Biological process (GO): cell-cell adhesion; axon guidance
Cellular component (GO): axon; plasma membrane
Molecular function (GO): protein binding
Source: RefSeq, a predicted model, not a curated record